This is a messenger RNA of Aricia agestis (brown argus), 1544 nucleotides long. RefSeq names its product myrosinase 1-like. Gene Ontology annotation, molecular function: beta-glucosidase activity. NCBI's taxonomy places the organism in Eukaryota, Metazoa, Arthropoda, Insecta, Lepidoptera, Lycaenidae. The transcript is spliced from 6 exons. Bases 1 to 1452 code for a protein of 483 amino acids. Gene Ontology annotation, biological process: carbohydrate metabolic process. The record is from RefSeq and is a predicted model, not a curated record.
AUGGAAAAAAAUUAUAAUAAAUAUUUAAUAUCAAUAUGUAUACUGAGUUUUGUCUAUGCGAGUGCCCAAGACUUGCCGAGGAAAAUUCCGAAAGGACUAAUAUUUGGAGCGGCCACCUCAUCCUACCAGGUCGAAGGUGCUUGGGAUGCUGAUGGUAAAACGCAAAGCAUUCUGGAUUAUCUGUAUCAAAACUCUCUAGAACAAAUCACAGACGGUUCCAAUGGCAACGUGGCGACGAACUCCUACUACUUAUACGAGAGGGACGUGGAAAUGAUGCGGGAGCUCGGCCUCGAUUUCUAUAGAUUCUCGCUCUCCUGGCCGAGACUCCUGCCGUACAACUACUCGGAGAGAAUCAACCCGGCGGGCGUGAACUACUACAAUAAUCUCAUGGACGAGAUGCUGAAGUACGGCAUAGAGCCGGUGGUGACGCUGUACCACUGGGACCUGCCGCUCGAGCUGGCGCAGCAGGGCGGCUGGACCAACCCGCAGAUAGUCGACUGGUUCUCUGACUUUGCGCGUACCGCCUUCGAGUUGUUCGGUGACCGAGUCAAAUACUGGAUCACCUUAAACGAGCCCCAAGUUUUCUGCUACUACCGGCACCCUGGUGAUGAUAUAUACAAGUGUAUGAAGAACAGCCUUCUGGCGCACGCGAAGGCCUAUCAUAUUUACGAUGAAGAAUUUCGCCCGACUCACAAUGGAGCGAUUUUCAUCUCGUUGAGUACUGAAUUUUAUGAGCCAGUAAAUUCUCAGGAUGCCGAGGCGGCAGAAGACGCUACAAAUUAUCAUUGGGGCGUAUUUACUAAUCCGAUAUUUUCAAAAGACGGAGAUUUUCCUGCAUCUAUGAAAGAGAAGCUAGCGGCUAAAAGUGCCAAACAGGGUUUGUCGUCAUCGAAGCUUCCCGACAUGAGUCCCGAAGAGAUUGACUUUAUCAAAGGCACCUCAGACUUUUUCGGAAUUAAUCACUACACUACAAAAUACGUUUAUAGAAAUGAAUCGGAAAAUGAUUACGAGGUUCCAUCCUUCUAUGACGAUUUGGGAGUACAAAUGUAUCAACCGGAUUCUUGUCAAAUUGGAUACUCGUACUUAGUAUGCUCGGUACCAUGGGGUUUCUACAAACUGCUGACAAAAAUUCGCGAAGAAUUUGAUAAUCCACCUAUAUUUAUCACCGAGAACGGGUUUUCAACGCACGGCGGGCUGGACGAUCAGGAUCGGAUCGAGUAUUACAAGACUUACCUUUGUGCCAUGCUGGACGCCAUCGACGAGGGCUCCGACGUCCGCGCCUACACCGCCUGGAGCCUGAUGGACAACUUUGAAUGGGCACGUGGAUACAUAGAUCGGUUUGGGCUGUACGAAGUGGACUAUGAAAGCGAAGAGCUCACCCGCACCCCGCGCGCCUCUGCCUUCAUGUACCAAAACGUGUUGCGUACGCGUAGUAUUAUCUGUGGUACGUAAAACACAUUGUGCUAAACAUUACCAUAUUAAAAAUGUAAUUUUCGGUUCUUCCAAAAAGGUACUCUGUCAAGGAUUAAAAGUUUACGCAUAGA